UGUGCAACGUCACGCUCCAACAACUGGAACCAUUUUUUCUAAGAAUUAUUUACUCUUGCAUUGUGGGUUUAGUGGUAGAAGUUCAUUUCACUUCGAGUAUCAUCGAGUACGCUUCUAUUUUUCCGAACUCAACUUAACAUGGCUUGUUGUUUUGGAAAGACCGAUACGACCGAUAAGGGCGAAACUGAACCACUAAUGGGCGAUCAAAAAAAAGAGAAGAAUUCCAACCAGGACAACAAGAAGAAACCAACCAAGUCCACCAAACUAGAGUUUGCAAGACUUGAAGUGCAAGAAUUUGACAGUGUCUUCUCUGAUUUUGCUCGAACUUUGAACCCGUUCGUCACCGAUAGAGAAAAGCUUGAGCUGGCCGUUACAAAGUUCAAAACGGCCGUUGAGUCUAUUCAAGCUGUGCGACCACAAGCAAGCUUUCGAGAGUACGUCGUUGCUCUCAAAACCAAACUCAAGGAAGAAAGAAUAUUCAUCAAGAUAAAGAAUGGUGCUGUUGAAGUGUAUGGGUUGGCGGGACGAUCAAUCAAGGGAGUGGAAGAUGCCGUUAGUGCCAUCAAGACCAUUCUUGCAACAGCAGAAACUUUAAAAGGGAUGCCGGAAGUUGUGACGACAGCCAGCGGCUCAUCAAUUCAAGAUGCAGAAUCAAGUUUAGAAAACAUUGAGAACAUCAUCAAACGAGAAUUUUCUGGAAUCUUUGACAUCUGCAAAGUAGUCAGAUUUAAGAAGAACCUCAAGGGUAAUAUAGAGAAGUUGAAGAAUGCACCGAGUAUGGUGAAAGAUUUUUGCCAAGAAGUGAAGGCUAUAGUUGAGGAAAUAGGUGAAGUGUUGGAUGACAAAAGAAACGAUGAUGAUGACAAUGAUGAUGACAAUGCUGCUGCAGUGGCUCGGAGUGUAGGAACAAGAGGAAGAGAAGACGAAUCAAAGGACAAAGACGAGGACAAGGACAGCAAUGAGAAGGAGGACGAGGCUGCUGCAGGCAGGGGAAGCAGCGCACAGAAAGGAAAAAAGAAAAAAGAAGAAAGAGAAAAAGACAAGAAAUCCAAAAAGGAUAAAAAGGAUGCAAAGAAAAAGGAAAAGGAGGACUACCACAAACAAUUGAAAAUGGAGACAGUUGGGUUGGCUGACAUAGACAAGCUCUUCACAGAUCUGGGUACUUCCUUGAAUAAGUUUGUUGCAACGCGAGAUAAGAUGCAACAGGCUAGAGAAUCCUUCGAAAAAACUAUCAAAACAAUAUGCAACUUUGAUGGCGAGAAGGAAUUCAAAGCUUACAUCAAGGAGUUAAAAGAAAAAGCUAAAGAAGGCAAGAUGCAGAUCUACAUUGACACAAGGGAUGGAGAAAUCAAGUUGGAUUCAGUUAAGGGUGUCGACCCUCCAGCACCCUACAGAAACGCAGUUAAAGCGUUAAAUGACAUCAAAGCAAGUGGCAAAGAAACGUUGGACUUGGAGCCUGUUGUAGAACGCGGGGUCGAGUCGUGUGCGAGUGAUAUCACAAAGAUUGAGCCGCUGAAAGAUUUCAAGAAAUUGGUUAGCGGUGUCAAGGAAACCAUGGCACUGCCAAAGAAAGUCAAGGCUUUCAACGAGAAUAGAAAGAAAGUCCAACAAGCGCCUCAAAUCGUGAAAGAACUUUGUUUGUAUGUCAAACAAAUUCUUGGAGAUAUUGUGAAUGCUUUUAAAGACGACGAAACUAAGGAAAAGACAGAGGAAACUGAAGAAAAAGACGACGAUGAAAAGGAAGAGAAAAAUGCAGGGAAAGAUGACAAGAAACAGGAAACUGUUGAAGCUGCCGUACACGCUUCGGGAAKGGCUCCGAAGACGGAGAACAUCGAGAACAUCGAGAGUAAUAGCAAUACAGUUAUUUGCUGAACUUGAAGAGGAGCCGGUAUAGAGAGAACUCAGUGUUGUUAGAGCGAAUAAGAAGAUUCUGCUAGGACUAAAACUAUGUUGCUUUUGCUAUUGCUUCUGUGGAAAAUUAUUCGUGUUAAUGUCAGUAGUUUUCACUGAUUGAGGCUAUUACUGUUGCAAAACUUUAAUUGAAAAACAAUCUGAAAAUAGGAUUUUUUUCUCGGCGCCCGUUUUACUUUUAUAAUAAAUUUUACGAAAUCAAAGCAUA
Molecule: messenger RNA, 2119 nt
Organism: Actinia tenebrosa (Australian red waratah sea anemone)
Lineage: Eukaryota; Metazoa; Cnidaria; Anthozoa; Actiniaria; Actiniidae
Product: ribosome biogenesis protein BMS1 homolog
Biological process (GO): endonucleolytic cleavage of tricistronic rRNA transcript (SSU-rRNA, 5.8S rRNA, LSU-rRNA); ribosome biogenesis; maturation of SSU-rRNA from tricistronic rRNA transcript (SSU-rRNA, 5.8S rRNA, LSU-rRNA)
Cellular component (GO): 90S preribosome; nucleus
Molecular function (GO): U3 snoRNA binding; GTP binding; GTPase activity
Source: RefSeq, a predicted model, not a curated record